AUGACACCGCAAAGCGGUGCAGGUGCUGUCACUUCUGCACCUAAUAUGCAAAAUGCAAGUGUAGCAGGUGGUUUACUUGGUCUUUUUUCUUCUAUUUAUACCGCUGAAACUAAUAAGCAAAAUACUUGGAAAACAAAUGGAAUGAAUAGGUAUAUAGCAGAACAAAACAAUAAACUUGCUAAAACCUUGUCAGACCCUGCUUACCAAAAAUCACGCAUGAGAUUAGCAAAUCUACGAGCAGAUACAGGCAAUAUAAGCCCCUCUGUUCCAAAUCUUGAUACACCGACCAUGACUGCACCGACCGUGCCAGAAUUAUCUACAGGUAUAGCAGGCGGUAUAACUGCAGGAAAUAGCCAAGAUAACCUCGAGUUAAUGCGUCAAAAGUUACCUUAUGAACUUGACAUUUUGAAAUCCCAAAAUAAGAUUAACGAACAGCAGGCAACUAACCUCGAAAAUAUCAAUACGCAUUACAUCGACGAACUACAGGCUAAACUUACGCAAAUUUAUAGCGAAAACGAGAAAACAAGGCUUGACAAUUCAAAACUUUCCCUUACUCUCUUUGGCAUAGACAAUUUCUACAACGAACAUGAAAGCCCCCGUGCUUUCUUCAAAAAUGGACAGUUGUUUAUCAUACCUCAAAAUAACGACUAUCGUUACCCAUACGAUAACCAAAACAUGUCUCCUGCUCGUACCUAUAUUUUUGAUAGUGGCUACAAUUCGCAAAAUAAAUUCGAUGUCCCUAUGCCAAUAGAGGACUUGCUUACACGUUCUUAUGCUAUGGCUUCAUUAAGCCUUAUCAAAGCACAAGAAAAGCUUGUAUCAGCUCAAGAAACUUCUGCUAUUGCAUCAUCGAAUUUGUCAAAUAUCCAAACAUCACAACAAACACUAGAUUAUAAUCUUUAUUCAAAGUUCGGAAUAACAAAAAAUGAUGACGUUUCUUUGCGUGCUGUAACUUCACAAGCGAAUUUGGAUAAAUUGACAGUAGCCAAUGGCAACAGGCUAAACGAGUUGUUAAGCACACGCAUCGAACAGCCUAAUCAGACUUUAUUUGAUCUCUCUUUCCGUCGUUCAUCGACUGCCAAUUUUGAAAAACUGUACCCAAUAUUCUGCGAGCAACUUAUGCCAAAUGAUGUGGCAUACCUCAAAGCAAAUCUUUACGUUCGUUCUCUUCCUCUUGCAUCUCCUACCCUCACAUCACAGCGUGUAAAGGUGCAUUUCUUUUUCGUUCCUAACUGCUUGACGUGGAGAUAUUGGGAUAGAUUUGUGGCUAAUGCCGACGAAAACGGACAAGCAUUUGCAGAUACUGACCGCCCACAGGUACCAUUUUUCUAUGCUGACGAUCUUGCUCGAGUUGCAAAUAAACAUCUUUAUGGCUUAUGGGCUGAGCAAGCGAAAGAAGGUGCUUUGGUAAGAGAUGAAGUACGUGACGUUUAUAAUUGGCUUAAACGCCCAUUUACUUUGCCUAUCGACGAGCAAAGAGCGCGUUAUACUUACGAAAGCCUGUUCGGUAUUAAGUCUCUUUUCGCCCAUUUAGGCUACAUGAAUUUUGAAGAAUAUGCUGACCUCGAAGUUAUUAAAAAAUAUCAAGGUGGAAAUACUUCUGUCUCACACUACAAAGAUUUCUAUCUUGCAAGAGAAGAAGAGGACACUAAAUUAAAAUAUAGUUCUUUGCCUAUUCGUGCUUACGACUUGAUUUAUGAUGAAUUUUAUCGAGAUAACAAUCUGCAAGACCCUAUUGGCAUAACUACCGAUUUAAUGUACUUUUCAGGUAAUGAGUUUUCAGGCACGCCUUAUUUUAUUCCGACACAGUCAGGUAAUGGCACUAAAGAAGUAAAAGGCAUGUUUGGAUAUGCAAACUAUCUUUGGGAUACUACUGAUCAAUGCGCUACACUUUACAAGCCUUCUGAGUUUCAAAGUGUAACACAACGAACAGCCGUUGACUAUUUCAUGCGUUAUGCAAGUUUAAAGCCUAUCUCACGUCAAAUUGAUUUUACUAAUGGUGGUCUCCCUUGGUCUCAAAAAGGCAAGCCUGUUGAAAUUCUUAUGCCUGUUAAUAUUGAUAGUUGGACUUCCGACGAGCCUUUCACUCCGACAAAUCCUACAAAAAUAUUGCGUUUGAAACCUGACGCAAACCCUAGUAACACAGGUACACUCGGAGUGACUAGUCCUGAAGGAGUACUUCAUCCUGCUGAUGUUUCUUUGACGUCUCAAGUUGGUUUCGACUUUCGACAGCUUCGUCUAGCAUCUGCUUUGCAGAGAAUUAUUGACAAAGAUAGCCGUUUGUCAGGUAAGCCUUUUGAGUAUUUCAUCUCGCACUUUGGCACAGCCCCUGAACAUAUGAAACUUGCCCGCCCUCUCUAUCUUGGCGGUACAUCGUUUACUACUAAUCUUUCAUUCGUUGCGCAAACCUCUGAAAGCACCGAAACAAGCCCUUUAGGUAAUUUGGCAGCAAACAGCAAUGGCGAAGGGUAUUUGGAACAAAUCAAGUAUCACGCACAAGAGUAUGGCUAUAUAAUCGGUCUUUUGUCGAUUAGUCCUGAAAAUACUUAUACCUUUGCAACUCGCAAAGAAAUGACAUGGACUGACAUAGAUAGUUUGCCUAUGCCUGAACUUGGUUGUAUUGGCGAAAUGCCUGUAAAAGCAAGUGAAGUUUGGGCAACUAACGACGAUAGCGACUAUAACUAUUUGCCUAACUACACUUAUUUAAAGCAACACCUAUCUAGUGUCGGCGGUGAGUUUCUCACCUCGUUUCGUGAUUGGAUACAGCCGCAGCGAAAUCACAACUACAUUUUGCACAAACGAUUUGAAAGUAAUUAUGAUGAAUUAGCUUUGACUUCUGCCAUGCCUUCGUCUAAUGAGAAAAUAGGUUUCAAUUUGACCUCUCGUUUCCUUUCACGUUCAGUUUAUAACCCUGUUUCAGUUACAGGCAAAAUCUACGUUGUAGGAGAUGAGAUUUUGAGCGACAUAUCAAACUACGUUCGAAAUGUAAGAGAGCCGAAUUGCGAACAUUACAAUGAUUAUUUUUCAGAUUGGGAUAGAAAGCCUUGGUUGUAUGGCGACGCACUCGACAAUGCUUAUAAUUGUUUCCACGACACGAGCCACGAAGUUGAUCACUUUAUGUGCGAAUAUUCUUAUGAUUAUAAAGUAUUGCGUAAUUUGCCAAAGUUUGGCGAACCUGUGAUUUUGAAUUAA
Cylicocyclus nassatus is the source of this 3192-nucleotide messenger RNA. Lineage: Eukaryota; Metazoa; Nematoda; Chromadorea; Rhabditida; Strongylidae. The record is from the annotation of a GenBank genome assembly.